AUGGCCUCCGCAAUCCCUACUCUCUCAGCAGCUCUCCUCUUCGCUCUCUUCCUCCUCGCGCCGCAACCGCUCUCCGCCAAUCCGCCGGAAUCUUCUCCAUCCCCGUCCCCCCAGCCCCCUCAGGCAUCCAUCUCGGCUUCGCCGUCCGCUCCGUCGCCUUCCCCUGCACGCUACGAUUCUCCGCCGGCGCCUCCGCCGUCAGAUCUAGCCCCUACCCCAACUUCCCCUGCACCAUCCCCGCGAGAAGGGGGCUCCCCGAAGAGAGAAUCGCCUUCGCCUGCUCCUGUCGUCUCCGGCAACGUCAGGCACGAGGGUCAGUCGACCGCCGCUGAUCAGGAGACGAAGGACGAGGGCUCGUCCCGGGGCAUGAGCGGAGGAGGAAAGGCCGGCGUCGCCAUCGGAGUUAUAGCCGCAGUGUGCAUUGUGGUGAUUGGUGCGGUAGUUUAUAGGAAGCGACAGCAGAAUAUCCGCCGCUCGGAGUACGGUUAUGCCCCCAGGAGAGAGGUAGAGUUACUGUAG
Messenger RNA from Striga hermonthica, 519 nucleotides. The record is from the annotation of a GenBank genome assembly. Lineage: Eukaryota; Viridiplantae; Streptophyta; Magnoliopsida; Lamiales; Orobanchaceae.